UAUGUAGAUUGUUUUUUAUAAUUUCGCUCAAUAUUUUAGUUUAAUAUUAUUAGAUUUUAUUCAUGGAUAUUAUAUUACGUCCGAAGUUAACAAAGAUUCCCGGAGAAUUAAUUAAAACAAAAGCUGAUAAAUUUACUCAAGAUUUGUCAAAAUUAACAAAAGCACAAUUAUUGGAAAUAAAGGAACGCGAAGAAAAACUGCUUUCAAAGAAAUCUCAAUUAGCCAAUUUACCAGAUAAGGGACAGAAAAUUGAAAAUUUUUACAAGAAAGUUCUUAUCGAAAUUUCAAAACGUAAUGAAAUUGAUGAAGCUGCUAGACUUUUUUCUGAUUUGAAUAUCAGUUCUACGGGUCAUGAAAAAUUAACUAAUUUGGAAUGGACGGGGAAACUAAAUUCAGAAGAUUGUACGGAAGUAGUAUUAGAUAGCGAUGAUGAAGAAAUUGACCCCGUCAAAAUAAUUGCUCAAAGCACAGAUAUGAAGAAACAUGUGAAGUAUAUUCAAGCUGAAGAAUCUUUAAUAACCAAAGAAGACUUAAAACAAAUAGAAGAAAUGAAAAGUUCGCAGAGCAAUGGACCUGAAUUAGUAGUAGACUCAGAUUUGAUUCAUGUUGAAAUUCCAGAUGAAUUCAGAGAAAAACUAUUAGUUGAAUCGAAUUGCAAUUCACCAAAUCAAUGUGAAACAAAUUCUUCAAAUAGCUCUUUAAAUUUGGAACCUCAUGCUUUGUACCUAUUAGAAAAAGGUGUUGAUGGUUUACCGAAAAAGGAAAAAUUUCUGCCUUAUAAAACUACUAAAACAAACGUACAUGAUCCAAGAAAAGAGAAAAAUAGAAAAGUCGGAGGUAAAUAUUGGGAGAUAACAGCUGCAACACCACCACCAAUUCAAAAUGCCGGUGUGAAAAUGCUAUCUCUUAAAGAUUCUGUAGAAAUACAGAUGGAAUAUACAGAAAAAUUAAAGAAAUUACAAGAGAAACAAGCAGCGGAACGUUUGGCAGCAAGGACUGCGAUACAUCCAACGUGUGACAUUAUUUUGCCAGAUGAACAAAUUAGAAAGGUCAAUAAAUUUUUUGGUUCAUAUCGCGAACAUGAUUUAAGCAGCGAUGAGUCCGAUAAUGGAUAUGAAAAUGAAAGAAAAUACAAUUCUGAAGAUGAAAUUCAUGAUGAGGAGGAAGAUAGAGGGGGUGUUGUUAAUUUUCAAAUAUCUAAAUAA
This is a messenger RNA of Condylostylus longicornis, 1205 nucleotides long. RefSeq names its product DNA-directed RNA polymerase II subunit GRINL1A (gene Polr2M). The transcript is spliced from 3 exons. Gene Ontology annotation, molecular function: transcription elongation factor activity. Lineage: Eukaryota; Metazoa; Arthropoda; Insecta; Diptera; Dolichopodidae. Gene Ontology annotation, cellular component: nucleus. Bases 63 to 1205 code for a protein of 380 amino acids. The record is from RefSeq and is a predicted model, not a curated record. Gene Ontology annotation, biological process: transcription elongation by RNA polymerase II.